GCCGAGGCCAUGGCUUCCAAACAGGCCAAAAAGAAGGAGGUGCAUCGGAUCAACUCGGCGCACGGGUCCGACAAAUCCAAAGAAAAUGCACCAUCUGGUUCUGCUGAACAAAAGAAGGGGAAAUUCCCAAUCUGGCCAGAGUGGAGUGAAGCUGACAUCAAUGCUGAAAAGUGGGACUCGGGCAAAGUUGGCAAAGAAAAGGACAAAACUGUCAAGAGUCCAGUAUUUCAUUUUUUUGAAGACCCUGAAGGAAAGAUUGAAUUGCCACCAUCACUGAAACCGUAUACUUGGAAACGCCCGCAGGAUUUUAUAAUUAGUCGGACUCCAGUAGUUGUGAAAAAUGAAAUCACAUUUGACAUGUUUUCAGUCAAUGAGCAUUUAAUCUGCAGUGAGCUGAUGCGGUGGAUAAUCAGUGAAAUCUAUGCAGUGUGGAAGAUAUUCAAUGGUGGGAUUCUGAGCAGUUAUUUCAAAGGAAACACGGGAGAGCCUCCUUUUCUCCCCUGGAAGCCCUGGGAACACAUCUACUCACUGUGCAAGGCUGUCAAGGGCCAUAUGCCCUUGUUCAACAGCUAUGGCAAGUAUGUUGUGAAACUUUACUGGAUGGGUUGCUGGAGAAAGAUAACAAUUGAUGACUUCUUCCCUUUUGAUGAAGAUAAUAAUCUAUUGCUUCCAGCUACAACCUGUGAAUUUGAACUUUGGCCAAUGUUGUUGUCUAAGGCAAUCAUUAAGCUGGCAAAUGUGGACAUCCACAUAGCACAGAGGAGAGAACUGGGAGAGUUCACAGUUAUUCAUGCACUCACAGGCUGGCUACCGGAAGUCAUUACUCUCCACCCAGGAUAUGUGGACAAAGUCUGGGAGCUCUUAAAAGAAGUGUUGCCUGAAUUUAGGCUGUCAGAUGACAGCAGCUCUGAAAGCAAAACAGUAGUGAUAGACACCAAAUUAAAAGAACCUGUGAAAGAGGUAAAGAAUGGCAAAGAGUUGAAGGAAAUAAAGGAAGCAAAGGACUUGAAGGAAUUUAGAACUGAAUCUUCCUUAACAGUACUGAAACUUCCUGAGAAAGGUGAAAGAACUCCUAAAGAAAAAUCAGAUGCAAAAGACCUUGGGAAGAAGAAGAGUAAAGAUGGAGAAAAGGAGAAGGAGAAGUUCAAAUUCUCACUUCAUGGUUCAAGACCCUCAUCAGAAGUGCAAUACUCUGUGCAGUCUCUAUCAGAUUGUUCUUCUGUAGCCCAGACCCCUUACAUGGUCGUGUACGCCACCUUCACGCCCCUCUAUUUGUUUGAAAACAAGAUCUUUUCAUUAGAGAAGAUGGCAACUUCUGCUGAGAAACUUCGAGAAUAUGGACUUUCCCACAUCUGUAGUCAUCCAGUGCUGGUGACUAGAAGUCGGUCCUGUCCCCUUGUGACUCCGCCUAAGCCACCACCCAUCCCCCCCUGGAAACUCAUCCGACAACAGAAGGAAAGUGUGAUUACAGAUGAAGCUCAAGAAACAGCAAUAAAGAAGCCUGAACAGUUUCUUGAGAUUUCAAGUCCAUUUUUGAAUUAUAGAAUGCCUCCAUUUACAAUUCCAACAGAAAUUCAUUAUGUACGAUCUGUUAUUAAGAAAGGUGUGCCUCUAGGAUCCGGAUUACCUUCUGUCUCAGAAAAUGAGGAAAAUGCAAGCUUUACUCCAGCAGAAUCCAAUCAAAUCAUAGUAGCCCCGUCUCAGGGUACUAUCACACAACAAGGUGCGCCUGUAAAAGAUGAGCAAGCGGAUCCCCUGCUCAUUGAUUCCCAUCCAGCUGAUGGUUCACACCAUCUUUUAGAAAAAGACUUGGUCAGCCAGACAACGCCAACACAGGAAAAAUCACAGGAAGAAAUGAUAGCAAUAAACAAUGGUAUUUCUAAGGAAAUAUGGUUAGAUUUUGAAGACUUCUGUGUCUGCUUUCAGAAUAUAUACAUUUUCCACAAGCCAAGUUCUUAUAGCCUAAACUAUCAAAAGUCAGAAUUUAAGUUCUCAGAAGAGCGUGUGCCCUACUAUCUAUUUGUGGACAGUCUGAAACCUAUUGAACUACUGGUUUGCUUUUCUGCAUUGGUACGCUGGGGAGAACCUGGAGCGUUAACAAAAGACAGCCCUCCUGUGGAGCCCGGACUCCUCAUAGGUGAAGCAAUUUCCUGGAAGUCUCUGAAACCUCGCAAUCUUGUACUGAAGAUCCACACGUAUGCUACCAAGGCUACGAUGGUGCGCCUACCUGUUGGGAGACACAUGCUCCUCUUCACCGCCUACUCCCCGGUGGGACACUCCAUCCAGGUCUGCAGCAUGGUGACGUUCGUCAUUGGGGAUGAAGAUGUUGUGCUCCCCAACUUUGAGCCGGAGAGCUACCGAUUUACAGAGCAAUCUAUCACAAUUCUAAAAGCUGUAGGAAAUGUGAUUGUUAAUUUCAAAGACAAGAACAGGUUUUCUGCUGCAAUGAAGGAUUUGCACACAGCUCUCUACCCAGUCCCUCUCCACAACAAAGAACUCACUGUCCAACACUUCCGGGUGUUUCACAUUUCUUUAUGGCGUUUAAUGAAGAAAGUUCACAUAUCAAAGCCUGCUGUAAACUUCAAAUUUGCAUUCCGUGCUUUGGUUUUGGAGAUGGAGUUACUGGAUUCUUCCUUAGAUGAAGCGUCUUUAGCCGAAUGGGUGGACCUUAAAUAUUCUGCUCCAAUACUAGAGAAAGAAUAUUCUCCUGAAGAAAUAGCAGCAGCUGUUAAAAUUCAAUCUAUGUGGAGAGGAACCUACGUGAGGCUACUAAUGAAAGCCAGAGUGCCAGACACAAAGGAAAAUACCAGUGUUGCAGAAACUCUUCAGAGAGUUUGGACUGUAUUAGAACUGAAUUUGGAACAAUAUGCAAUUUCUCUACUAAGACUAAUGUUUAAAAGCAAAUGCAAGUCUAUGGAAUCUUACCCAUGCUUUCAAGAUGAAGAAACAAAACUUACUUUUGCUGACUAUACAGUAACCUAUCCAGACCAACCACCAAAUUAUUGGUUCAUAGUAUUCAGAGAAACAUUCUUGGUACCUCAAGAUAUGAUUUUGCUUCCCAAAGUGUACUCUACACUGCCAGUCUGUAUGCUUCACGUUGUUAAUAAUGACACAAUGGAACAAGUGCCAAAGGUGUUCCAGAAAGUGGUGCCUUACCUCUAUACCAAGAAUAAGAAAGGAUAUACCUUUGUGGCCGAAGCGUUCACGGGUGACACGUUUGUGUCCGGAUCACGAUGGAAACUGCGCCUCAUUGGCUCGUACACACCACUCCCCUGUCUCACCCGAGAAUCCCCUAGCAACACCUUCUCCAUCAAGGAAGUCAGAGAUUACUACAUACCCAAUGAUAAGAAAAUCUUAUUCAGGUAUUCUGUUAAAGUGGCCUUAGCACACCCUGUUACAAUACAGGUACGGACAUCCAAACCAGAUGUCUUCAUCAAGCUUCAGGUUUUAGAAAAUGAAGAAAUCGUGGUGAGCACCAUUGGAAAAGGCCAAGCUAUAAUCCCAGCAUUUAGCUUCUUGGGAGGUGAAAAGGCUCUGAGCUCUCAAUCUAGCAAGCAAGUUCUUUCAUUUCAUGCUGCCCUGAAGAAGGACCAAGACAUUCCGAGUAAGAAGAAAUCUGCCCAGGGAAGUCAAAAAUCCUUUAAGGGUAGACCUGGAAGUGCCAUGGUAGAGCCAGGUCUGUCUCUGUUGGAGGAGGAAGUUAUCAGUGUACCCACUGUAGAAGAAAAUUCUAGCACGCCACAGCAGGGCUAUAAAUAUAUCAUACAGUGUUUGGUGCUGUAUAACAGCUGGACUCUCACUGAAGGUCAGCUGACAUUUGUUCAAGCACUAAAAGACUUAGAGAAAAGUGACACCAAAGGUCACAUGGAGAAACAUGAAGAAUUAGUUACUAUGGGAAGCCCAGAUGCCCAUGCUAUUAGUGAGGGGCAGAAAUCAGCAUCAACUUCCAAAACAACCCGGAAAGGCAAAGAAAAGUCUGCUGACAAAGAAAAGGCAUCUAAAGAAAAGCAGGGCCCUCGUUUUGAGCCUCAGGCAGCCACUGUUCACUCUCAACAAGAAGAUCCAAACAAACCCUACUGGAUUUUGAGGCUUGUCUCUGAACACAGCGAAUCGGAAUACUUUGAUGUGAGAAAAGAUACAGAGAGAGCAGAUGAAAUCAGGGCCAUGAAACAAGCCUGGGAGACUACGGAGCCAGGAAGAGCAAUCAAGGCUUCGCAGGCCCGCUUGCGUUACCUCAACAAAUUCAUCAAGAAAUCCUCCGACGCCCCCGAGGAUGCCUCUGCGACCGAGGGCCCCACAAAGCACUCGGAAGAAGGGAAUUUGCUGAUGAAGAAGUGGCAGACAUCCAAAGGCAUGAAGGAUUUGACAAAAUCCCUGAGCAGUGAUGAUGGGGCAAACAUAACAGGCAAAGAAGAGCAUGAGCAGAGUCCAAAGUCUGGGUCUCGCUCAAGAUCCCCCACAAUUUUGGAAACGUCUCCACAAGUAAUUCGAAAAGCUCUAGAACGUGUGGACUUAAAUCAAUACAUACGGAGAACAAGAGAUGAUAUUAUGAUGCAAACAGAUGAACUGAGCCAUCAGCAAGCGAUGCAGAAAGCUGAAGAAGUUCAUCAGUUUCGGCAAUACAGGACCAGAAUGCUUAGUGUGAGAGAUAUUGAUCAAGAAGAACGGUGUAAGCUGAAAAAUGAAGUUGUGGACAUGUAUGGUGAAAUGCGGGACACCUUAGAUGAAGCAAGGGAGAAAAUUUUGGACAUCCGGGAAGAGUACAGAAACAAGCUGAUGGAGGCUGAGCGCCUACGGCUAGAAGUGCUGGCUGCUCAGGAGGCCGCGGUUCGAGUGGAAUCAGAAAGGAAGGCUACAGAGAGGAAGGCCCCAGGUCCCGACGCGCAGAAAAAAAAGAAAGGGAAGAAAAAGUAACCAGGAGAUGACCAAUAAUGCUUCUUCUACAGAGGCAAAAAAAUAUUAAAUGAUGGAAAGUUUUAUCUGUUGGUAAAAUAUUAGGCCAAUUAAAA
Molecule: messenger RNA, 5009 nt
Organism: Perognathus longimembris pacificus (Pacific pocket mouse)
Lineage: Eukaryota; Metazoa; Chordata; Mammalia; Rodentia; Heteromyidae
Gene: Adgb
Product: androglobin
Exons: 36
Coding region: 10-4914 (1634 amino acids)
Biological process (GO): proteolysis
Molecular function (GO): protein binding; calcium-dependent cysteine-type endopeptidase activity
Source: RefSeq, a predicted model, not a curated record